This is a messenger RNA of Amorphotheca resinae ATCC 22711, 1378 nucleotides long. RefSeq lists its product as hypothetical. NCBI's taxonomy places the organism in Eukaryota, Fungi, Ascomycota, Leotiomycetes, Helotiales, Amorphothecaceae. The record is from RefSeq and is a predicted model, not a curated record. The transcript has 5 exons. Bases 256 to 1077 code for a protein of 273 amino acids. Gene Ontology annotation, cellular component: cytoplasm; membrane.
CAGUCAUGCGCCGGGGCAUCCACACACCUAGCUAGACACAUAAAUAUACAACAUCUUGCGCUCAGUUGGUAACGACGACGACACUCAACGAGAGCGACUCGCGGUUGUGCCUUUUCGUUUUGCAGCUUUCGGAGCGCAUACGAUACGCAUCUGAUUCUGGAGAGAUCCUGGCCCCGAGUGUCGUCAUUCUGGAAUCAUACAGAAUCCACCCGACCUUUCCUUACUUUGCGUCCCUGCGAAGGGCCUCUCUCCAUCAUGGUUCUCGAAAUCCCUCGACGGCGCUUUCUUCGCGCAAUCAAUAGCAAAUUUAUCUAUGGUAGAGUGCCUGUCGUACAUACAGUCAUUCUCCUUAUCGAGAUGGCCAUUGUUGGGAGGCUGGUUGCCAAAUUCAACAGCUACUAUGCUGGGAGACCGGUAAUCACGAUGAUGAUCACAAAUGCGGUUCUGGGAGGAAUAGCGGACACAGUGGCACAGAGUAUUACGUCGAUCAGGUUAUCGGCUUUGCGGAAACCUGGUGGGAUUUCGAAGGAUGAUACUACUGCGAUUGAGAUACACGAAUUGGACAGGAAGAAUCCCUUCUGCCGACAGGAGCUUAUUCCAGACUCGAAAUUGCUGCCUCCGCCAUUUGACUUUGAAAGGUUGACACGUUUCAUGGGAUAUGGGUUUUUGAUGGCUCCGAUUCAGUUCAAAUGGUUCCAGUUCUUGUCGAGAGCUUUCCCUAUCACCAAAUCAAGCGGCCUCGGGCCAGCACUUAAGAUGGUGGCUUUCGAUCAACUGAUUUUUGCACCUGUUGGUAUUGCCGUAUUUUUCACUGCUAUGACUAUUGCAGAGGGAGGUGGACGACGAGCUAUCAGCCACAAGCUCCGUGAUAUGUAUGUGCCAACUCUGAAGGCAAACUUUAUGGUCUGGCCUUUGGUCCAGAUCAUUAACUUCCGCCUCAUGCCCAUUCAAUUCCAACUUCCUUUCGUCUCGACAGUUGGUAUUGCAUGGACAGCAUACCUUUCUCUUUCCAAUGCUGCGGAGGACGCUUUGGAGGCUCAAUCUGCUCCUCCGUCGCCCAAUAUCCGCUUGACAUGAAACUUGUUUUACUAGUUGGGCAUAGAACGAACUACAAGGGAUGGUAACAUGACAUUUGGCAGGCGUUAUAGACGUGGAUCGAGGACAACCCAUACAAACGUUAUGAGAGCUUGGGCGUGUCUUCACUCAGUAACAUAAGACUGAGGGUGCGGUUGGCGUUCGGUUGUAAUGGCAGGCGUUCGGGGUCGUGAUUGCAAGACACUCCGGUUUUGUGACGAUUUGAGGGUUAUUUUUUUCCCGGUAGUACUCAGAUAGAUAUCACUUGAAUCUGUAUAACAGCGAGCAUGCAAACAAAUGGUCG